AUGUCAAGUUUUAAUAUUGAAGAAAUGUGUUUAGGAAUAAAUAUGAAAUCAUUUAAUAAACCAAAUAAUUAUUUUUGUGGUGGAAGAUUUCAUAUUAAGAAUGCUAUUGUUAUCAUAUGUAUUAUAACAUGUUUAAGAAAUUUUAUUGAAGGAUGCUUAUUAUAUGAUAAAUAUUUAUACAUUUCUUCAUCAGAUCCAAAAACAAUGCUUUUUGGUAUUUUUUUAGAAAUAAUUAGUAUAUUAUUAAUGUAUAUUGGAUAUAUAAAAAAUGAUCAAAAUUUUUUAAUUCCAUAUAUUAUUAUUCAAAUAAUGUUUAUAACAAUUCAUGGUGUUAUAUUAUUUCUUGAUAUUUUAAGAUGUAUAUGGCCAUCAAUGCCUGAAAAUAUUUUAUUAGAAUAUAAAGAGGGAAAUACAUUAGAAUAUAUUAGAUUAUUUGUUAUAUUUAGUAUAUUUAUUGUUGAUUGUUAUUGUUUAAAAGUUAUUCUUAAAACUUAUGUUUAUUUAGAAAAUGAAAAUGUUGAAUUUAAACCAAGACAUCCAAUAACAAUCAUGCCUCAAAAUCAAAUACAUUUUACCGUUGAAGAUGAAGAAGUAUACUCAUAUGGAAAUCCAAAUUAUACUGAAAAUCAAAUAUCUAAUGAACAUUUAUCAAGUGAUGAGGAUUACUUAGAUUUAACAAGAGAUGGAUAUGGAAAGAAAAAAAAAUCAAAAAAAGGAGAUUUAAAAUAA
Molecule: messenger RNA, 729 nt
Organism: Strongyloides ratti
Lineage: Eukaryota; Metazoa; Nematoda; Chromadorea; Rhabditida; Strongyloididae
Exons: 3
Coding region: 1-729 (242 amino acids)
Source: RefSeq, a predicted model, not a curated record